Trichechus manatus latirostris (Florida manatee) is the source of this 717-nucleotide messenger RNA. Its product is annotated as keratin-associated protein 10-8-like. Gene Ontology annotation, cellular component: keratin filament. The record is from RefSeq and is a predicted model, not a curated record. NCBI's taxonomy places the organism in Eukaryota, Metazoa, Chordata, Mammalia, Sirenia, Trichechidae.
UCCACCAUGUCCAUCUGCUCCAGUGACAGGAGCUAUGGCAGCCGCGUCUGCCUGCCCAGCGCUUACACCAGCUCCUCCUGGGAGGUGGACGACUGCUCCGAGAGCCACUGUGAGCCCACCUGCUGCAGCCCCACCUGCUGUGCCCCUGACUGCUGCACCCUGGCCCCCAGCCUGACCCUCAGCUGCACCCCUGUGAGUCAGAUGAAGGCAGCCUGUGGGUCCAGCCCCUGCCAGUCAGCCUGCACCAGCUCCUGUGAACCCUCCUGCUGCCAACAGUCUAGCUGCCAGCCUGCAUGCUGCACACCCUCCCCCUGCGAGCAGGUCUGCUGCAAGCCCAUCUGCUGCAAGUCCGUCUGCUGCAAGCCCGUCUGCUGCAAGCCCGUCUGCUGCAAGCCCAUCUCCUGCAAGCCCGUCUGCUGCAAGUCCGUCUGCUGCAAGCCCGUCUGCUGCAAGUCUGUCUGCUGUGUGCCUGUCUGCUGUGGGGCUGCCCCCUGCCCAUCCCCCGCAUGCUGCCAGCCCCCUGCCUGUGCCCCUUCCUGCUGCAGACCCUCCUCCAGCAUGUCCCUGCUCUGCCGCCCUGUGUGCAAGCCCACCUGCUGUGUGCCCACCUCCUCCUGCUGUGCCCCCACCUCCUCCUGCGUGUCCCUGCUCUGCCGCCCCGUGUGCCCCUGCCCAGCCUGCUGUGUCCCCUUAUCUGGCCAGAAGUCCUGCUGCUGA